AUGCAUUUUACACGUUUUUUGCUCGCCAUUUGCGCAUUUUUCUGCAAGUUUUCUUCGGCCGAAAUCCAAACAUUGACUAUUGAUUUGAACUCGCGGGAGAGUUAUCAAAUCGAAUUCGAAAGCGCAGAUCUUGCUGAUGGCGUCUACAGUUACAGUGCGGGCCAAUGUACUGACAAAUUGAAUGAUUGCGGUGUGAUUAAGUCGGUCUGUUACAACUCUCUCUACUACCAGAUGAUGAAGAGUUAUUGCGGCAAAACUUGCAUGUUUUGUGGACGUAAGUUGAGUAUCGUUUCGCAUAACAAAACUUGAAAUUUUGAAUUUAAAUAUUCCGUUUUUUUUUUGCUUGAGUCACAAGUCAGGCCUUUGCCAUUAGAGUUGUUUAUAUAAGACUUUUUUUUACCGCAAAUUCUGUGGGCGGUUUGACCAGUGGGUAGUUUGGAAUGACUGCUCUUUGCAUAGGCAAAACGUGAUCAUCAGGCAGGAAUCUGGUAUGCAACACUAAACAACAAAUUCCGCUAUAUAAAAACAUUCCGUUUUUGAGAACACAUUCAAUCGAAAGAAGAUGCGGUACUAUUCUACUGAUUAUGUUUCCGGUCUAGUCGUGCUACUUCUUCUGUUGAGAGAUGGCGAUUCCACAAGCACUUCAUGUAGGCGAUAAUUUCUUUUGUGGGGGAGCUGAUCCAGUGGCAAAAAACGUACCGUUUUGCAUCCGUGAAGUAUCAAAAAAUGUGGCAAAAUACCUCCAUCUCCAAGUGAAAAAUCUCAGAUUUCAAAAGCGCGCCCACUCUUUUUGUAAGGAAAAGGGGCGCGCCCUUCAAAACGAAGUUUUUUCGCUUGGAUAGGGAAGCAUUUUGCCACAUUUUCGAUACUUUCCGGAUGUAAAAUGGUACGUUUUUUACCACUGGAUCAUACUGUACAGUCAGCAUUGGAACAGCCGUGUACUCUAUAGCUAUUAGUAAGGCAAAGUAUGCGUUUUGCAGUAACAAUCGAUACAUGGCCGAUAGUCGACACCUUUGCUAGUCUACACGUCAAUAAUCUGAAUGUUAUUCUUACCGGAGGUCGCGCUCCUUUAUCAACAAAGACAGACUUUUUUAUAUCCCUGACUGCUCUCCGUAUCUCCCCAAUUCUCUCGUUCUGAUGGACCGCAGAAUAUCGUACAGUGGCGGACCUGAUCCAGUGGCAAAAACGAUUCAUUUUGCAUCCGGGAAGUAUCAAAAAUGUAACAAAAUGCCUCCCUCUCCAAGUGAAAAGACUCCGAUUUCAAAAACGCCGCUCUUUUUGUCAGGAUAAGGGCACAAUAUGGAGGAUUUUAGUUGGGGAGGGAGGCAUUUUGCUAAAUUUUUUGGUACUUCCCGGAUGCAGAAUAGUACGUUUUUUGCCACUGGAUCAGGUCCCCCUCCGUUUUGAAGGGCGCGCUUUUGAAAUCGGAGUUGUUUUAGUUGGAGAAGGAGGCAUUUUACUACGUUUUUGAUACUUCCCGGAUGCAAAAUCGUACGCUGCCACUGUAAAUUGGCCUUGCCUACUAAAGUGAAAAAUUUACAGGAAAUCUAAGCGUCGCGCUUGGAACACUUUCCUUUUUACACAGCCUGAGUUCUCCAUGAUUUAUGCCCUGCCUCUCACGGAAAGUCGUUGAACUUCUCCCGGCUGCGGCCAACAUAAAGUAUAGGCUUUUUGUGACUAUCACAAAUUCAUAAUCUGUAUGCUUCCGAUGAAAAAUUAUGCCCGCUUAUGCCAAUUUCAAGAAGUCAUUAACAUUUGUAACCGUGGACAUGAUCAAAUCCUCGCCGCAAACUAGUCUAGUUCUAAAGCUCACCGAAAUCAAUGUCUCAUGUUAGUUUCUGCCCCUUUGUUCAACGCCGAAACAUUUUUGCAGAGAUAUGUUUUUCGGAUUGUUUGUUCAGCCAUCUUCCCACGUCAUGUCUUCUAAAAUUGGCCUUACAUUAGCCAUGCCUUGUACAAUCUGUUUCUCUCGUGAGUAUUAUUAAUACAAGGAAAAUUGUUCAAAUUUAUGCGGAUAUUUUACUUGAAAGCCAUGUCUAAUAUGGAGCCUCUUGGAACUUUGUUCUCGAGUAAUCGAAGGUCAAAAGUUACAAAUGCUUUGCUAGCUGGUAUCGUUGCGGUCUUCGUACUGUACAUUGUUUGGUUGUAUUGGGAAAAAUGUAUGUGCUGUCGUAGUUGAAGAUGAAGUUGGUCAUUUUGGAGGCUUUAUAAAAGCCGUUAUAUAAAUCCCUACCAUAUGAAACUUAUAUCAGUAGAGAGCGGUUUCAGCGUUCUUUCAGACGAUCUAAACAGAAAUUGCAAAGGUUUUUUGCCACUUGUGAAAAAUGCAAAACAAAAAACGACAAAGUCAUACUUCUAGACAUAGUAAAAUUCGGAAAAGUGUUGGGUAAAAAGUCAUCAGAAUACUGCGAAUUUCACAAGCUUUAAUUGCCGUAUUUUAGCUCAGGCCUGUACCGACAAAGCAGCCGAUUGUGCACAGAAGAAACAGCUUUGUAAUACAUGGGUAAGUCUUUCUUUUUACUGAAUUUUUUGCCUAGAACUUUGCCAAGAGGCUAACAAAGGAAGUACCCCAAAUGCGACGUUCAGAUUUUCUUUAAAUUUUUCACACACUUCGGGCAUAUACUGAAUAUCAAUUCCUGAAAGUUUUAGUUCGCGCAUUGCAAGCGACAACGAGAUAUUGAACCAUCUUUGCCGCCGAGAGAGUACGCUAAAAGUGGAGGGCAGUCAGAGAGAAAAUUUUGGCCAUAACUUUGCCAGUUCCGCGCGGAAAAAGUUGAUUUUUUGUGGAGACAUUACCCUUUAUGGUAGAAAUAGGCAUGAAACUUUUCGUGCCGAAAUUCGGCAAAAAGUCCUAAAUUUUCGCCAACUUUCGAUCUCAAAAUCUCGGUUGUUUCUGCACAACGCAAGCUAGGAUUCUCGCAUAUAUUUUAGAAAAAAUUAUUCUAAAUUUGUGCCAAGUUUCAUCCAAAUCUGAGCGUCGAACUUGGGGUACUUACCCUAUAAGCGUAGACUAAAAGUAUUCCCAAAGACUUUAAACUUGAUAUACCAGAAAUUCUGGUGGUGGUUUCCCAAACGUGACUUAUUCAAUGACCAAAGUAGACGGUAUUUUACCAUCCCCCUUUCCAGCCCUACACCACUUUGAUGGAGCAGCUGUGUCCGAAGACCUGUAAGCUGUGUGAUGUGGAGUGCGCGGACACCGAUCCAAAGUACGUUGGAGUUUUCAUUUCGUCGAUAAAUAUUUGUUUUCCCCCGAGUAAAAAACAAAAAAAGAUUUAUUUUUAGCUGCAAAGAAUAUGUGGCAAACAAGUUCUGUGAGAACGAAUACUAUCCGCAAAGCUUCAUCAAAGGCACUUGUGGACAGUCGUGUAAGCUGUGUGGAGGCAGUAAAUCAUAAUUUUUUUGGUAUGGAAUGUAAUAAUUAAGGAACUUGUAUAUCAUUCAAUAAUAAUGCAUAAUUUGUUUAGUUUCUUGUUAGAGAGUUGUUGAUCUAGAGAUAAUAAUAAAAGAAUAUAAAAGUGAUGACAUUUUGCACUCAAUUAUUGAGUGGCAUGUCAAAUAUUGUGGUCAUAUGAACUUAGAAUGGAGUAACUACAUAUAUACAAGUGAGCCUAAAAUUGUCAAGCCACAAGCCAUGUCUAAGCUGGAGUCGCCCGGAAAUUGCCUGUCUGAUAGCGAGUUUUCGGGUUGGCGAUACGUUUCGAUGCAUCGAUUCGUCUUUAUGUGCAUGGAAGAGGAUAGAAAAAAGCUCAUUGAUUUCGAUUAAGAUUUACAACCAGGUCUUCAUAUAGCUCAUCAUCUAUCUUUUGACGUAUUUUGCAAAGCAUAUAUUCAUCUUAAUAUCAGCAGGUAAAACUUUUCGGGGCUAAGGUAGUACAGCCCCCCAGUCCAGUUUAGCCCCCCAUGACCCAGUACAACCCCCCUCGUCCAUUCUCAACCCCAAAAUUUAUUUCAAAGAAUUAAUCCAAGUUGUAUGGUCCAGCACAAGCCCCCUACGUUUUAGAUCAAGCCACCUACGUUUUAGAUGAAGCCCCCUCCGUUUUAGAAAAAGCCCCCUACGUUUUAGAUCAAACCCCCAACGUAGUAGAUCAAACCCCCACUUACAUUUUUUGUAUUAUUCUAAUUUGUUCAUUAUGUGGGGUGUGAAACGGGCAAAACAGUGGGGGUUUGAACUACCUUUCGUGGGGGGCUGAACUACCGAAGCCCCAACUUUUCUUAAUGUCUAGUACAAUAUCGGGGCAGGGUGGGUAGCAGCUGUACUUUAUGUGGCCUCAUUAUAUAUACUGCGCGUCAAAAGUUUGGAACAAUCUAGAUCUUCUUUGCGGCUUGAGAUGGGAGUUUCAUUUCUUUUCUAUUAGAAGCUUCAUUUAUGGAGAACCUCAAUGAAUAUAUAGCCAUCAACAUCAGAAAGCUCGUUGGAGUUUAAUAAAAAAUUUUAAAAAAUAAGUGCGUCAAAAGUUUGGAACAACCUUUGGAAGGUGAUUGUAAACUUCGGGAUGAGGCAGGAUAUCCACGAAUUUAGUAUUUUUGGAUGAUGCAAGGAAUCAGAAUGCCAGUGGCAUACUGAUUUUCAACGAUAGACCCAAACUGAAAAAAAUGCUUAUUGAGCCAAAAAUUACGGUCAAAUUUGCGAAAAAAUAAUUUUUUGGUUUCGGUUCUACAUGUUAUCGGUGUGUAAGCGUUCUAAAAUAUUUAAUAUGGUCGCAUAAUUGUAGAAGGGCACUCAGAUCUUCGCAUAGGGACCUUAUCCGCACAGCAUAAUUUAUGAAAAUUUUGAGUUUUGCAUUAAAUCUUGAUUUAAUGUAUUUUAUAUUUUUUAUAGAGCGGCUUGGAGGCUAAUUGGCUUUCUGACCGUCAUCGUGGAAUAAAAAGGUAUAUGCAAGAAGCAGAACAUGGCCGCUAUUUGCAACACAAAGGCCACAACUUUAAAAAAGGCGGGUAUAUGAAAUGUUAAUAUUCCCGUAUUUUUUAUCUUCGAUUUGAAGCCGCUGCAUGGUGCAAAACUAAGUGCCUUUUUCGUUAUCACGCUGAUACAGUAUUAUAAACCAUUUCUCCAAGAUAUCACGCCACAAAUCCGGGUGAGAUAUGAAUAAUGAUUUUGGGACUAAAAAAUUUUUAAUGUCUGAAAGAUGUGGCCUUGGAUGUUGUAAAUGGCGUGGAUUUUUGAUGCUUGAAAAUACCUUUUUAUUCCACGAUGACGGUCAGAAAGCCAAUUAGCCUCCAAGCCGCUCUAUAAAAAAUAUAAAAUACAUUAAAUCAAGAUUUAAUGCAAAACUCAAAAUUUUCAUAAAUUAUGCUGUGCGGAUAAGGUCCCUAUGCGAAGAUCUGAGUGCCCUUCUACAAUUAUGCGACCAUAUUAAAUAUUUUAGAACGCUUACACACCGAUAACAUGUAGAACCGAAACCAAAAAAUUAUUUUUUUCGCAAAUUUGACCGUAAUUUUUGGCUCAAUAAGCAUUUUUUUCAGUUUGGGUCUAUCGUUGAAAAUCAGUAUGCCACUGGCAUUCUGAUUCCUUGCAUCAUCCAAAAAUACUAAAUUCGUGGAUAUCCUGCCUCAUCCCGAAGUUUACAAUCACCUUCCAAAGGUUGUUCCAAACUUUUGACGCACUUAUUUUUUAAAAUUUUUUAUUAAACUCCAACGAGCUUUCUGAUGUUGAUGGCUAUAUAUUCAUUGAGGUUCUCCAUAAAUGAAGCUUCUAAUAGAAAAGAAAUGAAACUCCCAUCUCAAGCCGCAAAGAAGAUCUAGAUUGUUCCAAACUUUUGACGCGCAGUAUACGAAGCGCUUUAUCUCAGCUUCAAACACGUGUAUCCAACAUUCUCCGCGAUGCCUUUCAAAGCUCACAGGAAUUCGCACAAAUCGACGGCCCAAAAAUUUGCAAGACUUAUGGGACACCCUAAUAUUUUAGAUGUAUAGUAGUGCAAUAGUAUCCAGGUAAAGCUUAUGGAUCUUUUUUUUUUGGAGCAGGCUUUGUUCUAUUCUAUGUUACAAUAACUCAGCGUCAAGAAAACUAAGGUUAACAGAGGCUAAAAUUAGAAAAACUGGUAUAACUGUAGGUCUUCACAAAGUCUCCGCCAAGCCGUUGCUUUUUUAAGCCUCCUCUUCUCCUAAGCCUCGUGUCGAUCAACUUUGUGUUGACCAAAACUAUUGCCGACCCAAAUAGCCCGUUUGCGUCCCGGCUACUUUAUGACAAAACCAAAUUGACACUCGAACCCAUCGCAAAGCAGUAAACUUUACUGUUUGUUCAUCGACCUGUUAGAUAACAAAGAAAAAAUGUUUUCUCCACAACAAGUAAUUUCCCAGAAAAAUAACAAUGUUAUUUUCGGUAGUCACGUUUCCGCAACGAUUAACAAAUCAUUACCUGAAAUACUUUGCAAACCAAACAAUUUUACCUUUGGGACUUCAGGCUGUGGUCGGUGAUCCCUGAUUUAUUCUCGAUUAAAAAACAUGUGUACCGGUUGUUGGCUGCAUUGUAUGUACUUUGGAUGCGGUUUGAACUCUCAGGAUUUAAAACAGAAAUCUGGGACAUUAACAAGCAAAGAGGGUUUUUUGGCCAAGAAUUAAAAAAAACCUCUUGGCACUGAAUAAUAGGCGAACUAUUUUUGUUGCAGAUAAAGUUCAGAUCGAUCGGAUUGAAGGGGCAAAGAACUUUUUAUAAAACUUCGAAGUGCAGGGCAUUUGAGGUGGAGUUUAUAACGUCAGUAUUCGAAGCAUGACGAUAUGAUUUUUUUCGAACUAGCUCUGUCUAAACCACUUACGGUGGCUGCAGAAAAUUUUACUUUGACAGUGUUAGGUGCAGCCAAGAUAUGCAGCAAACUUUAAAGACAAAAAACAAUAAGAAAGAUGGCAAACGGCCAAUUCAAAAGAUGGGAUUAUUAAAAUCUUGAUGGCUUCUGAAAAGUGCGUGCAUAAGAUCUCCCAUAUAUCUUGGAAAACUUUAAAAAAAUUUAGCUAACACGAAUCAGUGAAUUAUAAUUUCAGUGUUUUCUAUGCAAAGCAGUAGCCUACGAAACAAUAAUUAUCCUCAAAUCAACUCUACUGAAGAAGAGUUCUCAUUCUUCUUCAAUUGCCCAUUUAACCUUGCUUACAAAAUCUAUAUGACAAUAAAUUGACCAGAAGACAUGUCAACAAUUGCUUAUCAUCAACGGUGGUAAGAAAAAAGUUGCUUGCCUUCACUUCGAGACCAAAGUUUUGUCAUAGCCUACGGGGAAAGGUAAAUGAUUAAAUUCAAAUCAACAUACUUUGAACUAAAGACUGUAAGAUUCAGUUAACAUUUAAAAAAUAGUCAAAGUCUAGACCAGAGUUCAAAAAAUCGACUUUUUUGAAGUCAAAUCAACAAGGAAUCUAGUGCAUACAUGAUGCCUAAAAAGGGUCUUUUUCAAUUUUGAUUCCAAACUUGGGGUACCUUGCAUGGAAUCGAUGAUAGGGCUUCGCGUUCUCUGCUCACCCCAGCCCAAUAUACGGCUAUCUUCGUGGCACCAAAGAACGGAUCGCCUCAAGCAGCUGUUUAUCAAUUAAACCCAACGACUCUGGCGUCUCUCCGUUCGCCCGCCGUCUUCUCGGACUGUCACGUUUUUCGCGUCUAAAGAACAUCUUCGAUGGGGGAAAACAAACGACAGGGGCCGACCAAACGAGGUGGAGUAAUAAUUUCAAAGAACGUACAAACGGCACCAAACUGCAGAGGUAUAUAAGGCGAGGUGGAUGCAGCGGAUGGACUCUAUUUUUGCGCCGAUUCGGGAAGCACAUUGUUCGGGUUGUGUGGAGAAUAGAACUACGGCAUAGGUAGUAGAAGAAUCUAGAGUUUGUUGGGUCUAAAAAGACUGAAUUUCAGUGAUAUUGAUAGAGGGAGUAUAACAGUCUAGGCUAUGAAGUGAAGAGCCCAAAAAAUUUGCCGCGGAUUAAGACAAAUCUUUGCUGUAGCACCAGCGGAAUUAUUAGGACAUUUGAGAAAAGUUUUUUAGCCCCAAAAGAGAUGAUAUUUUUUCUUUAAUUUUCCUUUACAGUGAGGGACCUGAGCCAGUUGCAAAAAACGUGCCAUUUUGCAUCCAGGAAGUAUCAAAAAUGUGGCAAAAUGCCUCCUUCUCCAGAUGAAAAAUCUACGUUUUGAACUGCGCGCCCUUUCCCUCACCAAAAGAGUUCUUGGCAGUUCUGGUCGCGCUUUUGAAAUCGGAGCUUUUUUCUGGGAGAAGGAAGCAUUUUGCCACAUUUUUGAUGCUUCCUCGAUGCAAAAUGAUACGUUUUUUGCCACUGGAUCAGGUCCGCAAGCGUAUGUUCGACAAACCAUUGAAUAUUUUGGCUGCGGGCAAAGAGCAAACUGAGAUUUUCAAGAACUGGUAUAUGGUCCAAUAUGGAGUUUGUUACCGCAUUUUUGGUCGGCCCCUUUGUAGCAUUACAUCUGCGAUUUUUUAAUUUUUUUCCAAUAUUAGUUCUUUUGCUUUAACAGUGGCUAAAAGGCGGGUUGUCAGCCUCUGUAAACCCACAGACGCCGCAUGAUGGAAGAUCCUUUACUUUCAAACAAGUGUGAAAUCUAAGGAUCCUUUUUGUUUUGCAAGAACAAUUUUUUGGUCUUUCUCCGUUCUCUAAUCACAUGGGCUUCUAGAAGAAGCACAAACAAUAAAUUCAUAAAAGAAACUUCUCUCGGUUGAUCAAAGAACGGCUUUUUUACGAAAAGAGGAAACACUUGGGAUCAGAGAACUCUGAGCUAGUCUUGACGUCUUUUGGGGGCUAAAUUAAACUUCGACAACGCCGUAUUUUACCUUGCUUUUCUCUGCUAGAAAUUCUUUUUUCUUGGAGCAAACUUUUUUACAACCAGUCUAGACUACCAUAGGCCCGGUGAAAUGCCCUUUGAGCUAUUGGUCUGCAAACUGUUGACAGUCAAAAAAGUUGUUUACAGAGACGGGAACCUUUCUAUUUCCUUAAUCAUUUAUCUUAUUUUUUAACAUGAUACUCGGCCGUUGUAAAUUUUACGACUGUUUACAUAUUUAGUACAUUUUUUCGGUCGCGAAAAUUCGAUUUUUACUUUUUACAAAACUCACAGCCUAAGGCAUUAACCUUUUUAUGUCAUCAGAAAAUUCAAAGCCAUACGCGUUAACCUUGACUAAUUUCAGAUCUAAAAAUGGCGUUGAAAACCUCGAUUCCCCGCUACACAAAGUUGGCAACCAAUCUGAAACAAUUCGCGGCGGUGAAAAGCCCCGUGCCGGAUGUGGAAACGCAAUUUUCGUACGUCCAUGGCGCCACCAACGCGCCUCUUCUGAAUCACACAAUCGGCCAGCGGCUCAAGCUUGGUGCUGAGACCGUGCCGGACAAGGAGAUCUGCAUCUUCUUGGAGGAGAACACCCGAAAAACUUAUGAGGAAUUCCAUAAAGAGGCCUCCCAAUUGGCGGCGGGAUUUUGCAACCUCGGGCUGCAAAGAAACGAUCGGAUUGGAAUCUGGGGCCCGAAUUACUAUGAAUGGUUGUUGACCAAGUAUGCGGCAGCUCUUGGGGGAUUUUGUCUGGUCAAUAUUAACCCCGGAUAUCAGACUGAAGAGCUCAGAUUUGCGUUGCGGAAAGUGGGAGUGUCAGCAUUGGUGACUCCACCCGAAUUCAGGAAAAGCAAAUAUUACAAGUGAGCUAACAAAACGUUGAAAUUGAAAGCCUUAGAAACGCUUAUAGAGCUUUCAAACCAAAACUUAAAUCAUCCUCUAUUGAUGUUAUAUUUAACUCCAAUUUUUCCAGCACAAUCCACGAGAUCAUCCCGGAGCUCACGAUUCUCCCCGACGGCUGUGGAAGUGUCCAUUCCAAGAACCUCCCCGACCUCAAACAUCUCAUCGUAUUUGGCAACCACACCAACCUCAAGGGCGCUUGGAACUUGAAGGACGUCGCUGAAGGCGGCAACGGCUCAAAUGCCCGCAAAACCCUGGCGGAAUACGAAAAUCGCGUUCGAUUCGACGACCCUGCCAAUAUUCAAUUUACCUCGGGCACUACUGGCCAUCCCAAGGCGGCUACUUUGACCCACCACAACAUUGUGAACAACUCCUACUUCUCCGGUCUUCGGCUCGAAUUCGACAAGGGAGAUCAUCGAAUUUGUGUGCCCAACCCUCUCUACCAUUGUUUGGGAUCGGUUUGCGGCGAGUUGAGCUCCGUAGUUCACCAACAAACCGCCAUUUUCCCGUCGGCCUGGUUCAACGCCAAGUCGACUUUGCAUGCGAUCAGAGAGGAGAAGGUGACGUCAUUGUUUGGAACACCGACCAUGUUCAUUGAUUGUCUAAAUCACCCGGAUUUGCAAAAGACAGAUGUGUCGUCGCUGUAUAAUGGAAUGGUCGCUGGAUCGCCUUGUCCUAGAGGUAAGAAGAAGAUGGAAAUCUUGGGGCUUUAGGGACAUUUCAAUACAGUGGGGGACCUGAUCUAGUGGCAAAAAACGUACCAUUUAGCAUCGGAAAGUAUCAAAAAUGUGGCAAAAUGCUUCCCUCACCAACAAAAAGAAGUUUUUUUACUUGAAGAGGGAAGCAUUUUGCCACAUUUUCGAUCCUUCCCGGAUCAAAAUGGUACGUUUUUUGCCACUGGAUCUGUUCCCCCACUGUACUUUCUACGCUUAAAAAUACAUUUUUUUGACUAAACUUUCGAGUGCAAUAUAUGUAUAUAGAUGCUCUUCCAUACUCCCAACAUUAACCUUCUCCUUUCCAGACAUGAUGAAACGCCUGGCCGAGGAAAUGAAUCUCCACAAACUCGCGAUUGCCUACGGCUCCACCGAGGUCUCCCCGAUGUGCCUGAUGGUUCGCUCGGAAGUGGAAGCGCCCAAGCGUUGGGAAUCGGUGGGCACGAUCUGCGAGCACGUCGAGGUCAGCAUCAUCGACACCGAAGGGCACGUGCAGCCGAUCGGAGAGCCGGGCGAGAUCUGUGUGCGCGGCUACUCGGUGAUGCGCGGGUAUUGGGACGAUGAGGAGAAGACGCGGAAGGAGAUCACGCCCGAUCGCUGGUAUCACACCGGAGAUAUUGGAGUGAUGGAGCCGGAUGGAAGUGUGAAGAUUGCGGGCCGCUCCAAGGACCUGGUGAUCCGCGGCGGCGAGAACAUCUAUCCGGCGGAGGUGGAGCAGUUCCUCUUCACGCACGACUCGAUUGCGGACGUGCAUGUGGUGGGAGUGCCGGACGUGCGAUUCGGCGAGGAAUUGUGCGCCUGGAUCCGACUCAAGGACGGGCACGAGAACUUCACCGAGGCCGAGUUGAAGGAGUGGUGCAAGGGCAAGAUUGCGCACUACAAAGUGCCGCGAUAUGUGCUGUUCAAGAAGGAGCAGGACUUCCCGAUGACCGUCACCGGCAAGGUGAAGAAGAACGUGCUGAGAGAGGUGUCUCGAAAGGAGUUGAAUCUGGUGCCCGAGGCUAUUCACUACAACGCCUAA
Molecule: messenger RNA, 11371 nt
Organism: Bursaphelenchus xylophilus (pine wood nematode)
Lineage: Eukaryota; Metazoa; Nematoda; Chromadorea; Rhabditida; Aphelenchoididae
Source: the annotation of a GenBank genome assembly